This is a messenger RNA of Caenorhabditis remanei, 1302 nucleotides long. RefSeq lists its product as uncharacterized. The record is from RefSeq and is a predicted model, not a curated record. The coding region runs from base 1 to 1302 and encodes 433 amino acids. Lineage: Eukaryota; Metazoa; Nematoda; Chromadorea; Rhabditida; Rhabditidae. The transcript is spliced from 9 exons.
AUGCCUUCUGAACUUCCAUACCGUAAAAGAGAAGAAAAAUGUAAACGAAGAGAGGGAAAAUCACAGUCUUCUCAUGACAAACUUCGCAGAGGAGCUCCAAGGGCAAAAGUAAUGCCAGCGAUUGUAAGUAUUCCAUCAAAAUCACCGUCACCUGCUCCAUCUCCAUCACUAAGUGUUCCUCCCGUGACACCUCCAGUGACUCCUCCAGUCGCUGUUGUUCCAACAGUUGCAGUCCUUCCACUUGGCCCUUCUGUCAAUCUUUUGAAAGAUCCAACUGCGAAUUCACCUACUCUUCCGACGAGAGAGGCAAAAAGAAAUCACAAAAAAGUAAAGGAAAAAGUGGAGAAGGAACCACCGAAGACGACCAUUCGAAAAAAGAAGACGUCAUCGGCUACGACUCAAUCAAUUUCUGUUGACGCGAAGACAUCGAGUGAGCAUGCUGGUUCACAAAACGAUAAGAAAAAGAAAACAUCGAUGUCGGAUUCUACAAAAAAGAAGUUAUCUGGAGAGAGUAAAUCGGAGAGAUCAAAAGAACCGUCGGAAAAUGAUGAUAAGACUCCGAAGAAGUUUAAUCCGGAGUUAGCGAGCAAGUUUUUCAAGCAUUUACAAGAGUCACAGAGAGCCAGAAGGCGAUCGGAAGAUGCGAGACUUGAAAAGAUGCCUGAAUCAAGUCAACUGAAUUCAUCGAUUAGAAGUUUGAGGGGUAAAAAGAAGAAGACUGUGAAGACAUCACUGGAAACUGAUUUAUUCAAACCAAACGGUGAACCUGUCUGGGUUGUUUCUGAUCGUCCGCCCGGCGAAUGUGAAAAAAAUGAAAACGGAGAACCAAUUACGAACCCAGAGUUGGCAGACGCUCUGGCAAGCGAUGGUUUGGAAUUGGAUGAGAAGGAUUGUUUUCAAUUUGAUUCGUUGGCUCCGUUCGAGAGAUUGGAAGAAGUUAAUCAAUACGAGAAUUCAAAAGCUCUUGUAUACAACUCGACGAAAAACUUGGUUGAAUUGAGUGAUGAUGCAAUCAAACGUUUCGCAAUGAGAAGAGAAGGAACUGGUGACAGAGCACGACCAGUGGUUACUCCAGAUGCAGCAACACCGACAACUCCUGAAUCACCGGAUGUUACACUCCAACCGAAACAAUCAACAGAGUUGUAUCCAGUGAAAGCUGGCCCAGUUUCCAUUAUCACAUUCAACAUGAAGAACACUAUAUGUGUUCUAUAUGAUCGUCACAAGGCGAUUCUUUCCAUUCAAAACUUCCGAAAGAAAAUGAACAGCAUGUAUUCGAGAGAACAAGCAACACAACCGGAGUAA